Carcharodon carcharias (great white shark) is the source of this 1382-nucleotide messenger RNA. RefSeq names its product tektin 2 (testicular) (gene tekt2). Gene Ontology annotation, cellular component: nucleus; microtubule cytoskeleton. Bases 90 to 1382 code for a protein of 430 amino acids. NCBI's taxonomy places the organism in Eukaryota, Metazoa, Chordata, Chondrichthyes, Lamniformes, Lamnidae. The record is from RefSeq and is a predicted model, not a curated record. The transcript has 10 exons. Gene Ontology annotation, biological process: cilium movement involved in cell motility; cilium assembly.
AGGUGGUUUAAUCGGGACCGUGAUCCAGAGCCCCUGAACAACAGCCCCUCAAAGCCCGAUAAAAGUGUUGUUGAUUUCGCAGUGGCAAAAUGGCAACGCUAAGUUUAAAGGCAGCUCAAAGGUACUCUGUUCCAGACUGGUUCUCCAACAAUAACCAGAUUUCAACCAGUUCAGAAAGACAGCGUUAUAUGUCCCAUCAGAUACGCCAAGAAGGCAGGGCCCUGCGGAAUGAAACCAACAAUCAGACUAAAUGGGAUCAAGAAGACAACAGCACCAGACUCGCCGAACGUAUGGAUGAGGUAGAGCGAUGGAAAGAAAACUUAGAGAACACUCUUGGCGACAUUAACACUGAGAUAGAUGCUUUAAGCAAAAGUAAGGAGGAAGCAGAACUUGCUUUAGAAGCCAAGAAUCUGAAUCUCGAUGUUGCCACUGAGAAUCUGACUUUACGGGAAGGCCGACAGGAUAUUGAUCUUGUGACGGAUCAAGUGCAUGAACAGCUUCUUAAGGAAGUUGAGGUGAUCGAUGGCUCAAAGAAAGCUCUUCAGCAAAAAAUCACUGAAGCCUUUGAACAACUCUGUUUGUUGAUGGAAGCGCAUCAGCAGUUAAUCUUUGAUAUCAACAAUAAAAAGGAUGCUUUGAAUAUUGAUGGAGUCGCCUUGUCACUCAACAAUAACUCCCCAAAUAUCUCCUUCAAACCGAACCCAUUACGUAUCCCUCCAGGCUCCACCACUAAACAGCAAUGGGAUAUGUUCAGUCGGUACAACAAGGAUCGUGCAGAUGCAGAGAUGAAAGCUUCGACCAGUCUCCGUGAAGCAAUUUCAGCUACCAUUAAACAUACUGAUAACGAAAUAGAGGCACAACGGGUUGCCACGGACUUUGCCUUCAGGAAGAGAAUUCAUGAAUUUGAACAGGCGCUUAGUGAAUUGAAGUGGCAGGAGAAAAAUCUCUCGGAGGAGAUCGCAGAUCUUGAAGAGGAUAUUCGACGCCUUGAAGCAGAUCUUCGAGCUAAGGCUGCCCCUUUAAAGGUGGCUCAUACAAGACUCGAGACUCGCACCUACCGACCUAAUGUUGAUCUCACCAGAGAUGAUGCACAGUAUGGACUGGUAGAUGAGGUUCAUCAGUUGGAGGGGACCAUCGAAGCGCUCAAACAGAAACUUGCCCAAUCUCAGGAUGCUUUGACUUCUCUGUACAAGCAACUUGCUCGUGUACAAGAGGAUAUCGGCUUCAAGACCCAUUCACUCUGUCUUGAUAAGCACAGCAUGGAUGUAAGAGCAAAACUAACAACUCCACCUGAGAAAUAUGUGUCAAAGAUGGAUAGCUUCACCCGUACACCCAACCGACAACUGUCAGAAAUUAAAUGCCGACAACUUGAAUUAUUAUAA